Camellia sinensis is the source of this 1214-nucleotide messenger RNA. The record is from RefSeq and is a predicted model, not a curated record. Lineage: Eukaryota; Viridiplantae; Streptophyta; Magnoliopsida; Ericales; Theaceae.
UGGGCUCCAAAAAUCACUUUUCAGAACCGUGCUAUCACGGAUUCUGACUCAGUGGUCGCAGAGAAAGACCACCUGAUGGCAUUCAACCUGGCUAAAGGUGUUUGCCUUCCAGCCGACAUGAGGCACCACAACCACCUGACCGAGCUAAAGGCCCUUCGCUCGUCCACAAAAUCCAUGGUGCUGGCUAUACAGAAAAAUCACAUUGCACACAGGCGAGUGUUGGAACUUAAGAAAAGAAUAAGGCAGGCCAUGGCAGAAGCGGAUGCCAAAUCGGCCGAGCUGAAAGAAUGUCAACAGAAGACGGCCUAGCUAGAGGCCGAGGUGACCCGUCUAACCGGACUAGUUAUCUCGGCUAAUACUGAUAAACAAAAGGCUCUGGCCGUGAUGAAAGAAAAAUACCUGCGUGAGCUAGCCAAGCUUGAAGGAAAAAAGAAAGUCGAAAUAAUGGAGCUUGAGAAGAAGCUGGAGGCUGCAGAGGACUGGGGCUUUAAAGAGGGUGAAGCCCUAUACAUCAAGCAGUGUGAAGCUGCAAAGGAUCUCUUCUUUAAAUGCGGGUGGAGGGGUGUUGUGGUGCAACUCGGUCAUGGGCCUGAGACCGAGGUCUUCAAUCCUCCUCAAUACUUCAUACCGAGCUCACUAGCGGAGUAUGCUGCUACCACUCAACAACGGUUUCUUGAAGAUUUAGAUGAUGAAGAAACCGUGCCCAAUGAUACCUCGGUUGUCAAUGAUCUCGCCUGUCAGUCGGCUCGGUCGGAGCCAACGGUGGAAGACCUGACUGUCGAACUACCAACUGAAACCGUGCUUCCAAUCGAGACCAUACUCCCGACCGAAACCGAGCUUCCAACUGAAAUCGGGCUGCGAGUUGAACUUGAUGCGGAUCUUGAUGAUCUGUUUGCCUGACUUUCAUUUCUCUUCUUUUUGCUUGAUUUCUGUAUUUUCUUUUCUUUGCUUUUGGACACAGAUUGUAACCAGGCUGAGGCCCCAUCCUUUGUACUUGCUUUGAAUUUUUAAUGAAGUCUGCUUUUUUGUUCCAACUCUUAUUUCGGUUGAUCUCUAUGCUUAUACUUUACUUUCUAGCUGAAGUCUUGGAUGCGGUACAACAUUCUCUUGCCGAGAUACUUUAUCCCGGUGAUAAUCGUUGCAACUAGAAGUAUACCUGCCAACCACUCCUUAGCCGAGAUACUUACCUCGGUUAAAGAGUACCAAGAGUUGGU